UUCUCUCUCUCUCUCCUCUCCCACACUCUCUCGACCCCUCGGAACCCUAAUUCGCCGCCGCCACCGACAAAAGGCUUCCCAACCGCCGCCUCCUCCUCCUCCCCACUUUCAGGAACCCUAGCCCCUAAUCGGCGGCCGCCUCCGUCGACCUCCACUGUCUCCUGCCCAAACACGAUCCAUAGCAGUUGUCCUCUAACCUUAAUCGGUUAAUCCUCUUCAUCGAAGGCGACGACUGUGGGUGUGGGGUGACCUCCAGAAUGAGAGUAGUGAAAAUCACGAAGAUGGCUCUGCUUCCUUUUAAUUUGGCAAAGUUUAUUCUUGAAAUUUUGUUCUUAUGGCCUCUAAGCUCUUUUUGCUCUUUGAUUUUAAUUCACUGUUGUUUUGAUUCAUGAGUUUUGAUUCAAAUAUUUUCUUUUGAUUUCGAUUCACAACGGAUUUUGAAUUGGAAUGUGAAUUUUGCCGUGUGUGCUGAUUUCAGAUUUGGAGUGUGGAUUUUGCUGUCUUGGUGUUUAAUCCUCCAAUUUGAUACAGUGAAUUGUUUCAUUUAAUUGUGUAUGAGCAAAUUUAGUGAGUUGUUUAAUUUAAUUCUUCAAAUUUGGAUUUAAAAGCAGAAAUAAAAUCAUAACAUUAUUGUAUAAAAGCUAAAUUUAUAAAUUUGUGGGUCCCAAAUUCCACUAUUAUACACUAUUUAUUACACACUCUAACCAUUUCUUAAAACUUGUGCCCUUUAAAAAUGAGACUACUAUUGUCGGACGGAGGGAGUAAUAAAGAGUCAAUAGACUUGAAUAACAUAGUAAUUCUAAGAGACGCAGCUGGUGGACCAAUGUUAUAGGCACCUAAAUUUGACAAGGCAGUGAGAUUAAAGUGAAUGAAACAGCAGCUUCGUUUCUCAAUCGGAGGAUAAAUUGACGAAGGUGAUGUCUUUCGUGGGGCGGACCCGAACCGGCCACGCCCGGUUCAGGAGAGCCCCCGUGGCCUCUUCUCCGGGCUCCGGGGAAGAGAAGAUCUACUGCCCCACCCCCAUCCAGCAGGUUCCGGCGGUGGAGACCAUGACCUUCUCUUACUCCUUUGUCGAUUCGCCGCUUUCUUCUUCCUCCGACUUCAAGAGGAAGUGCUCUUCGUCGGAAAACGCCAUGUGCUCCAAGAGGAAGAAAUUGAGGAUGAAGAGGGUGGUUAUGAUGCCGGCGAUCAGCAUGAAAAUGGCUGACAUCCCACCUGAUGAUUACUCCUGGAGAAAAUAUGGCCAGAAGCCAAUUAAAGGUUCCCCACAUCCUAGGGGUUAUUACAAGUGUAGUAGUGUACGAGGCUGUCCAGCUCGGAAACACGUGGAGAGAGAUGUGGAAGAUCCAACAAUGCUGGUGGUGACCUACGAAGGAGACCACACUCAUAAUCCCUCCAUCGCUGAAACAUCUACUGCCAUCAUCUUAGAAUCUUCUUAAUUUUAUCAAUUAAACUAGACUCUGUAUCAUUUAGUUAAUCAAUCUGCAUGAUUUAAUUUAGGACUACA
This is a messenger RNA of Salvia hispanica, 1507 nucleotides long. RefSeq names its product putative WRKY transcription factor 15. The record is from RefSeq and is a predicted model, not a curated record. Lineage: Eukaryota; Viridiplantae; Streptophyta; Magnoliopsida; Lamiales; Lamiaceae. Gene Ontology annotation, molecular function: sequence-specific DNA binding; DNA-binding transcription factor activity. Gene Ontology annotation, biological process: regulation of DNA-templated transcription.